UUGAUGGCUUCUAACAGAGUCUCCGCUGUAUCGGCUAUCGUCGACCACAAUCGUGAUCUAUCCUAUGGUGUCGACACUAAGAUGACCAAGCAUUCAUUCGGCAUGCACGUCUUCUCUGACCGAGUCAUGCGUGAUGCUCUCCCUCACUCCAUCUACAAACAGAUGCAUAGGACUGUCGAGAAGCACGAGGCUCUUGACCCCUCACUGGCCGAUACCGUAGCUGCUGCUAUGAAGGACUGGGCUGUCGGUCAAGGCGCCACACACUUCACUCACGUCUUCUACCCGUACACCGGCUCUACUGCUGAGAAACAUGAGAGCUUCAUCGAGCCCAGUGGUGAUGGUACUGCUCUCACCAGGUUCGACGGCUCAUCGUUGAUUCAAGGUGAGCCGGAUGCUUCCUCCUUCCCAAAUGGUGGUAUAAGAGGAACUGACGAAGCACGUGGUUACACCGCGUGGGAUGUCACCUCGCCCGCUUAUGUGUUGGAGAAGGGCGGGACUAUGACUCUGUGCAUUCCGACCGCUUUCGUUUCCUGGACCGGUGAAGCCAUUGACCUCAAGAUUCCUCUGCUAAGGUCAAUGCAGUCCGUUGAAGAUGCUGCCCGUCGCGUUUUGUCCUAUUUCGUUCCCGCGUCCGAGCCCAUCAGCAACAUCACCAGUUACUGUGGCCCUGAGCAGGAGUACUUCCUAGUUGACAAGCGUCUCGUUGCUCUCAGACCUGAUCUCGUUACAUGUGAUCGAACAUUGUUCGGUUCGGUGCCGCCUAAGUCCCAACAAUUUGACGACCACUAUUUUGGUGCUAUCCCCGACCGCAUUCUGACAUGCAUGACCGAGACGGAGAGUCGACUCUACAAGCUCGGUGUGCCUAUCAAGUGCCGACACAACGAAGUCGCCCCCGGUCAGUUCGAAAUCGUCCCACUUUUUGAGACGGCCAACAUUGCGUCUGAUCAUCAGCAUUUGAUAAUGCAAGUCCUGAGGAAUACCGCGGAAAAGCACGGCUUUGCGGCUAUUCUCCACGAGAAGCCUUUCGCUGGCGUCAACGGGUCUGGCAAGCACGUCAACUGGAGUAUUGGAAAUUCCACUCAAGGCAACUUUUUUGAGCCCACAGAGAAUCCAGGAGCCAACACAAGGUUCCUCCUUUUCAUCGCUGCCGUCAUUCGAGCUGUUGAUAUCCACGCUGGACUUCUCCGUGGCAGUGUUGCUAGUGCCUCCAAUGACCAUCGUUUGGGUGCUCAAGAGGCUCCUCCUGCUAUCGUCUCGAUCUAUCUCGGUGAUCAACUCUAUGACAUCUUCGAACAGAUCAAGUCGGCGACUAAGGGUGGCGUCAGUGGUCCGGGCGAGUUCAUGUUGGAGACUCGAGUGAAGCGCACUUCAUUGACCCUGGGUGCUAAGACGCUUCCAUCGCUCAACAAGGACGCCGGUGACAGAAACAGGACGAGUCCGUUCGCUUUCACUGGUAACAAGUUUGAGUUCAGAGCAGUCGGCUCGAGCCAGUCUUUGUCACCAUCUCUGAUCGUGCUGAACACUAUUAUGGCCCAGAGUUUGGCGUACAUUGCCAGUCUCCUUGAACAGCGUACCAAGAGUAUGCAUCUUGAGGAAGCCGCUAAGGCCAUCAUCAGUGAGGUCUACAGAGACCAUGGACGUGUGGUAUUCAAUGGUGAUGGAUAUUGUGACGCUUGGAAAGAAGAAGCUGCCAGACGCGGUUUGAAGAAUCUCGUCAAAUCUCCUGAGGCCAUCGCCGAGUUUGCGACUCCCGAAGCUAUCACUUUGUUCGAGAGCUGCGGAGUGAUGAGCCGAUCUGAGCUCACUGCGAAGAAGAAUAUUUUACUGGAGAUCUAUUUCAAUCGUAUUGCAGUUGAAGCUCGAUGCGCGUACAGAAUUGCCAAUACCGUCAUUUUGCCGGCGUGUAUCAAGUAUCAGACAGAUCUCGCCGACAACGUCGCUAAGCUGAAGUUGGCCACUGGUUCGGUCCCCGAGUUCACCAAUACUAGGUUGAACGAGGUCAGCCAACUGAUAGAGCAAUUUGGUAAGGCCUUGGGUGCUCUGAAGACUAAGAUCGACCACAAGCACAGCAGUGAGGAUCCGAUGGUCCAUGCGAGGUUCGCCGCUGAUGAGAUGAGAUUGGCUAUGAAAAAUCUGAGGGCUACUGUUGAUUCCCUGGAGCAAAUUUUAUCUGAUGAAUAUUGGCCUCUUCCCACAUAUCAGGAAAUGCUUUUCAUCAAAUAGCUAUCCCGUUUAAUAUCAAACAUUUUAUUUCCUUUUACCCUCCCCAUGCUCACUGAGGGACGACUCUAUGUUCAGCUAUGACUACCUUGAAGACUGUUGCGAAAGGUGGUAGAGCAUUAUGAGCA
Molecule: messenger RNA, 2348 nt
Organism: Perkinsus marinus ATCC 50983
Lineage: Eukaryota; Perkinsozoa; Perkinsida; Perkinsidae
Product: Glutamine synthetase, putative
Exons: 4
Coding region: 4-2223 (739 amino acids)
Molecular function (GO): glutamine synthetase activity
Source: RefSeq, a predicted model, not a curated record